AUGCCACAACAAAAGCGUGUCCGAUUUAAGGACGACGUGGUGCGGGUGAAGAACCUACACCAGCUCGACAGUGCUGCGGUGUAUGGUGCACUGCUCUUCGUGAUCGGAUGCGGUCUGUUGACGAGUUACUUGUCCACAAAACUGCCACCAGCGCUGACGGUCGCGGAUCUCGAACGUUCCCCGAAUGCGUUUAUAGCCGAGCGUGCGUGGGCUAGUCUGAAGACGCUCAACGACAUGGGACCCAAACCGGCCGGAAGCCAAACGAAUGAAGUGAUGGCCUACGAGUUCCUGCUGAAAGAGGCGCAACGCAUCGAAGCAUCGAAGCACGCCGACCAACAGCUCGACCUGGACAGCCAAACAGUGACCGGUGCGUUCAGCAUUUCGUUGCUGAAUCAAUCGAUGACCAGCAUGUACCGGAACGUGCAGAACCUCGUGGUACGGUUGGUGGGAACCGAACCCCGCCAGGCAUUGCUACUGAACUGUCACUUCGAUACCGUCGCAAGCAGUCCGGGCGCUAGUGACGAUGGUGCCAGCUGUGCCGUAAUGUUGGAAGUGCUGCGCGUUAUGUCCCGCCGGCCGGUGCGCACCCGACACACGGUACUGUUUCUGUUUAACGGUGCCGAAGAGACGAUGCUGCAGGCGGCACACGGUUUUAUCACGCAGCAUCCGUGGGCGGCUGACGUGCGUGCCUUUCUCAACCUCGAAUCGUCCGGUUCCGGUGGCAAGGAGGUACUGUUCCAGGCCGGUCCACACCAUCCAUGGUUAAUCGAAGCGUACGCACGCGCCAUACGUCAUCCGUUUGCGCACACCGUUGGGGAGGAAAUCUUCCAGCUCGGUUUGAUCCCAUCGGAUACGGACUUUCGCAUGUUUCGCGAUUACGGUGAAGUGCCGGGGAUGGAUUUUGCCCACAUUGCGAACGGGUACCGGUACCACACGCGCUACGACUCGAUGGAUUUCCUGUCGCUCGAAGUACUCCAGCGUACUGGCGAUAAUGUGCUUGCACUAACGAGCGAUUUGGCCGAGUGUGAUGAGCUAGCGGCUUCCCAGCUACCGACCGGUGAGACCGUCUUCUUCGACUUCAUCGGGCUACUGUUUGUGCACUACACGGUGUCCAGUGGACGACUGAUCAAUCUGGCCGUCGCGCUGCUUUCCAUCGUUGUACCCUUGGUCGGGUUUUCCCGGAUGCGGCGCGGUGAUGUUUUCCGUGAAGUUUUCUUCGGACUGGCAGGCACUGUAAUAGGGACAAUAUUUAGUAUCAUCGCAAGUACGACCGUCGCACGCCAGAUGGAUUUUAUCGGAAAGAGUAUGACCUGGUACACGAACACACAUUUGAUUCUGGGGCUUUACUGCUGUCCGGCCCUGUUGGCGCAUUGUUUCGUCUAUCUAUUUCUUACCACAUUCUACUCCAACAGCAAGAGCGAUCUAUCGCUGGGUCAAAUGACACAGGCACGAUUGGUUGGAGUAAAUGUGUUCUGGAGCUUCGUCACCUUAGGCGCAACCAGUGCAGACUAUCGCAGCGGCUACAUUCCCAUGGUUCUGCUCGUCUGUUCCCUUGCAUCGUCCACGGUGAACCUCAUCUUCAACGCGGGACGAACACAGCGCCGUUGGAUUUACGUCCAUCUUACCUUCCAGCUACCGGCACUGCUGUGGUCCACGAAUUUCUACAACGUUCUCAUACAACUCUUCGUACCGAUCACGGGCCGCUUUGGAGGAUCGCGCAAUCCGGAAGUGUUUAUCGCGCUGCUAGCCUCCGCAGGAACACUGCUGUGCUGCAGCUAUUUGAUUCCGUUUAUCGCCCAGUUGCGACAAAUGAUGAAUUUCACCGCCAAACUAUCGGCCCUCAUUGUGUUUGCGCUCGUGCUGGCCUGCCUUAGCCCGCUUGGGUUCCCAUAUAGGGAUGAAAGUAUGGCUGCGGAACCGACGCCCCAACGACACUACGUGACACACACUUUCCGGGUGUUUCACGAUGAAUUUGGACUGUACAACAGUUCCGACGCUGGGUACCUCUUCCAGGAGAUGGACAGAAACACACGUGCAACGGUUGAAGAAUAUGUUGCGCCCGGUGAAACGCUUACACCGAUGCGACUGAUGGCUUCCUGCCAGAAGGAAUUGUUCUGUGCAUUGCCGUUUUACUCCCUGUGGCAUCAGAUGCGAUUCAACAACUAUUGGCUACCAGGUCCGGAACCACUGUACGACAAUAUGGUCACAAUGGCCUAUCUCGGCACGGAGCAGCUCGAUUCGCAAACGCUACGUUUGACGUUCUCCAUGGAAGGAAGCAUACAAUCGUCUAUCAUUGUUGGACCAAAGGAAGGCGUACAGCUGGUCGGAUGGUCCGUGCUGGACCAUGUACCACCGGCGGCAAAGUUCAGUGGCCGUGAUGGACAUUUCCUCUUCAUUACGCACGGCCUACCGGGGAAGGCGUGGAACAUGACGCUCGAUAUGUGGUCCGAUCAACCGAAAGCUACCGGCGAUCUGGUGGAUAUCGUUGUUACGACCAAGUUCUGGGAGUAUCAUCACAUGCAUACGCCCGAGUUCGAGCAGCUGCUGGGAAGAUUCCCUUCCUGGGCGCACGUUGUUCCCUCGGUCGCGGUGGUUAGUGUGUUUCCGCUCUGA
This is a messenger RNA of Anopheles marshallii, 2613 nucleotides long. Its product is annotated as endoplasmic reticulum metallopeptidase 1-like. Gene Ontology annotation, molecular function: metalloexopeptidase activity. The record is from RefSeq and is a predicted model, not a curated record. The transcript is spliced from 4 exons. Bases 1 to 2613 code for a protein of 870 amino acids. Gene Ontology annotation, biological process: proteolysis. Lineage: Eukaryota; Metazoa; Arthropoda; Insecta; Diptera; Culicidae.